This is a messenger RNA of Cucumis sativus (cucumber), 1032 nucleotides long. Its product is annotated as mitochondrial import inner membrane translocase subunit TIM8. The transcript has 2 exons. The record is from RefSeq and is a predicted model, not a curated record. The coding region runs from base 308 to 541 and encodes 77 amino acids. NCBI's taxonomy places the organism in Eukaryota, Viridiplantae, Streptophyta, Magnoliopsida, Cucurbitales, Cucurbitaceae.
CACCUCUUUGCUUCUGAUGAGAGGUGAUUAGGGUUAGGGUUUACCAUCCCACUCAAUUUGAGAUUUUCCUCGCUUCUUUCUUUGACCGAUUGACUCCCUGCCUCCCUCAGGUUUCUUCCUCGUUGCCAUUCUUUGAUCUCUUCACGGAACUUCAUCUGUUGACACUUUGUUUACCCUGCCUUUUGUCGCCCAUCAUACGGAGCUACACUUUUUCUGUUAAGAUUUUGUUAGGGUUUUGCAGUCGGUCUCUACGUACAGCUGGUCAGAUUCACGGGCUUUAACGUCUCUUCAACCUUUCUAAGUUUCCAUGGAUUCCUCGUCUCUUAACUCCCCGGAGCUGAUGAAUUUUAUCAAUGAAGAGAAGCAAAGAGCUAUGGUUGCUGAGAUGGUGGCUAAGCUUACCAGUGUCUGUUGGGACAAGUGCAUAACUGGAACACCAGGGAGUAAGUUCAGCUCCAGUGAAUCCAACUGUCUAUCCAACUGUGCCCAGCGCUAUAUGGAUAUGAGCAUCAUCAUUAUGAAACGAUUUCAAAAUAGUUAAAAGGAUCUCAACGUGAGGCUUGCUUUUCCAGUUACAAGACAAUGUAUUUUCUUGGGUAUAUUGUUCAAUUCAAACCGAUAGGCAAAAGGUUAUGAAUUUCUGGAAAUACUGUUCAUUUUUUUGAAGUUGUUGCUGCAUUCCCUAAAUCAAAUUAUUUUACAUUACAUCUUGAUGAGAAGAGUAAUGAACUGAUAUGGGGUAUUCUGUUUCUUUCAGAGAAAAAAGAGAACGAAAAUUAGGGGCAUUCUGUUUUUUCUUUUUAAUUUUGGCAUAUCAAUAUGUAGUUUGGAGUAAUUGGAAUGUGCUUUCGUUCGGGCAACCUGCUGCCUGCUUCUUUGUCAUCCCAAGAGGAAGUCGCUCGACGUGGAGCACUGCCUCAUAUGUGUGGAUGAAGAUAGGCGGCAGGCGUUCCAAUUUUCAUGUAAGUGGCUACAUGGAAUAGUUUUUCCUUUCGUGAAUCUUAAUAAGAUGACAUGUCACGUUUGCACCAA